AAACGCAGCAGCCGACGAACGAAUUGUAGAUGCCCAACCAUGUGCACCACGACCUUCUAGUAGCGCCGCUCCGAUAGAAUAUAUUUUCAAGUCCGAUAGACUUGAACUCAACAUGGGACUCAAAAGGUUUCCAGUCAAGGUCCCUUGCUAUGGGAGACACGGUACGGUCUCAGGUACCGUGCUCGUAAAGGAUUUCAAGGCCGUCACCAAAGUUACGAUAACAUUGGAGGGCGGGUGCUAUACGAGCGUUAUGGAACGUGGAAUGGCCGUCUACAAUUCUACCAAGACACUCUUGCUCAAAACUCAAGUGCUAUGGACUCGUCCAGAAAGCGCGACGUGCUCACCAGAAGCACCUUCCACAUUCCCAUUCUCCUUUCCGCUGCCUACCUACAUUCAAGGCUCCGAUAUCCGGCUACCUCAUUCGUACGCCACUAUCCACCCUGGUUUGAAUGGAGAUGUUACCUAUCAAGUACGAGUGGAUUUGUACAGAAAGGGACUGCGUAGACACGAACGGUACGUGACGAAUAGCGUAUUGUCACCUCUGACGCGUAGUGCUGACUCGCCAUCCUCUAGGCUAAAGACCAUGAUACUCUAUCUGCCAAGAUCCACACCGACAGAUUGGAUCCCACAGCCCUCGGAUGAUACUGAAACUACUCGCGACUUUCUCUCUUGGGAGACAGUCCCCAUUCUCCCAAGACAUUCACAGGCGCUUGCCAAGGCGAAGCGGGCCAGUCAAAUCGUGGACGAGAAACCACUUGGGGAUCAGAUCAAUCUCAUCCUGCCCCUUCCUAAAACGUACGCUUCUUACGCUCCAAUACCCUUUCACGUUUCCCUUCCCGCCGAGUCUCCCUUACUCCCACAUAUCUCGACCGGUCUCUCUGUACACCUCAUCAAGUAUACCAUCAUCCGAGCUGGUGGAUUUAUCAGCAUGAAAGAGGGGAUCAUCGGCACCGGCGAGAUUUGGCGCAUCGAAGACCACUCUUACCCCACACCACCUCCAUCUCCUGGAGGGGAAGACGAAGAGAGGACGUUAGCAACUCCCCGCAAGGUCUAUAGCGGGACCUUGAAGAGCUUUAGGGAGGGUGGCGAGAGCAGUUGGAACAUUCCAGAAUACCUAGAAAUCAAGUACUCGAUCCGUCUGCGACUUCGCGCACCAGGUCAAGAUGGAAAGCACAUCCCAGACUACUAUGUAGACCACCCCAUCACAAUGUGCACACACAACUAUAUUCCCAACGCCGAUGACAUUCAUGAUCCAGUAAUUGGACUGAUCGCUGUGUCGGGUUCACAAGGGGCUCCGACGGGUCACAACGCGGGACUCGUGAACUCCGUACAAUAA
Acaulospora colombiana is the source of this 1336-nucleotide messenger RNA. The record is from the annotation of a GenBank genome assembly. NCBI's taxonomy places the organism in Eukaryota, Fungi, Glomeromycota, Glomeromycetes, Diversisporales, Acaulosporaceae.